AUGGGGCAGCAGUUCAGCUGGGAGGAGGCAAAGGAGAACUGCGCGAUGGACGUGGCGGAGCUGCAGGAGUGGUACAAGAAGUUCGUGGAGGAGUGCCCCAGUGGCACGCUCUUCCUGCACGAGUUUAAGCGCUUCUUCAAGGUCGCGGGCAACGAGGAGGCCACCCAGUAUGUAGAGGGCAUGUUCCGAGCUUUCGACAAGAACGGGGACGACACCAUCGACUUCCUGGAGUAUGUGGCAGCCCUGAACCUUGUGCUGAGGGGCACCCUGGAGCACAAGCUGAAGUGGACCUUCAAGAUCUAUGACAAGGACCGCAAUGGCUUCAUUGACCGCCUGGAGCUGCUGGACAUCGUGGAGUCCAUCUACAGGCUGAAGAAAGCCUGCAGGGUGGAGAUGGAGACUGAGCAGCAAGGCGAGCUGCUCACACCUGAGGAGGUCGUGGACAGGAUCUUCCUUCUGGUGGAUGAGAACGGAGAUGGCCAGCUGUCCCUGAAUGAGUUCAUUGAAGGUGCCCGUCGUGACAAGUGGGUGUUGAAGAUGCUGCAGAUGGACGUGAAUCCCGGUUGCUGGAUCUCUCAGCAAAGGCGGAAAAGUGCCAUGUUCUGAGGGCUCCGGGGUCCUGGGAGCCCUCCAAGA
This is a messenger RNA of Balaenoptera acutorostrata (minke whale), 636 nucleotides long. RefSeq names its product guanylate cyclase activator 1B (gene GUCA1B). Gene Ontology annotation, cellular component: photoreceptor inner segment; cone photoreceptor outer segment. Gene Ontology annotation, molecular function: calcium sensitive guanylate cyclase activator activity; calcium ion binding. Lineage: Eukaryota; Metazoa; Chordata; Mammalia; Artiodactyla; Balaenopteridae. Gene Ontology annotation, biological process: visual perception. The transcript has 4 exons. The coding region runs from base 1 to 606 and encodes 201 amino acids. The record is from RefSeq and is a predicted model, not a curated record.